AUGGCAGCAAUGUCGGCGAGUCCAGAGAGGAUCGACGUAUCACCGCCUGUGAUGAUGGGCUCGUCUCCUUCGAAAUUGACAUCUUCUGACGUUGCACCUGAGUUCUCAUCGUCCUCAGAUAGUAUCUCAUAUUCCGCCGACACGCCUGAUCGUGACGAUCCUUCCAAUUCUUCUCCAAACCCUAACAGAGACGCGGAGACUCAGCUAAGGUUAUACAAUAGGUUCGGCUUUCUAUUAGUUACUGCUCUGUUCGUCAUUACAUCAUUGAGAAGCGAGGAGUAUCGUCAAUUGUUUCGACUUCCACCUGAAGAAGUCCUUGUUCAAGAUUUCAAUUGUGCAUUCCAGGAGAGUAUUCUCUUUCAGGGACAUAUGUACCUCUUUCUUCAUCAUAUUUGCUUUUAUUCAAACAUUUUUGGAUUUGAGACAAAGAAAAUAAUCCCAUUCCAUGAGGUUACAAGUGUUAAAAGAGCAAAGACAGCUGGGAUCUUUCCAAAUGCCAUAGAAAUUUUUGCUGGAGGGAAAAAGUACUUCUUUGCAUCAUUUCUGUCACGUGAUGAAGCUUUUAAGAUAAUCAAUGAUGGAUGGUUGCAGCAUGGUAAUGGUUCCCAAGCUAUCAGUGAACAACAGGAAUCCUUAUCUGAGCCCAGCAGCCAAGAGAAUGGACUUGUAAUUGAAAAGGUCAAUACCUCUAAGCACAUGAUCAAUGAACUGAGUUCUACUGGCAGGGACAAGGAUGCUUCUACGUCGAAUGAUGCUAAGCUCCUAGACAGCAUUGCAAAUGAUGCACUGACAUCACUUCCAAAGGUGGAAGACAAUAUAGAACAGGAUACAGUACCAGUUGUAAGUACUGAUACUUCAUCUUCAGCCAAUUGGACUUGGAAGCCAGAGGAUUCUGAUGCACCUAAGAAAUCUGCUGCCAGAAUGGCACCUCAGAACCUUGAAGCAGAACUUAGGCAAAACAGUAUUUUCGUUUCAGCACACAGACGUUAGUUCAAGAUAGAGAUUGUCAGCCACAAGCACUUGCUGGUUGCUGCUGAGAGGUGGGCAACCAAUUCUAGGGGAUACCAAAUGGCAUACCCACUGAGUCUCUCCCCUAAAAGUUUUUGGAAACCACCGCAAAUUGCUGUUUGAAGUUGGUCUUGCUGUUGUCUUGCUGGAUUCUACCAUUCUGGAUAACUUCAACGAGUACUGACAUCAGAUCCAAAUCAAGGGCUCUAGAGGACUCCCUGACUGAAAGAUCAACUACAAAGUACCUCCAAAAUUGACGUGUGAGUCCCAUGUGUUGACCAUUAUGUAUUGAUCUUAAUUGAAGUUUCUGUUGACUGUUCAAAUCGGUUUAAUUUGUCCAGUUCAGCCACCACAAUACCAGCUCUGGUCAUUUGAAAUACAGUAGUUGAAGGUUAGAGCAUUUUCUUUCACUUUGGGAGGUUAGUUUGCUUGAGUUCAUGUUCUAGGCAGAUUGAUAAUUUUAUUCAUGCAUUCUGCCAAUGAUUUAAGAUGUAUGUUAGGUUUUC
Messenger RNA from Carica papaya (papaya), 1514 nucleotides. The record is from RefSeq and is a predicted model, not a curated record. NCBI's taxonomy places the organism in Eukaryota, Viridiplantae, Streptophyta, Magnoliopsida, Brassicales, Caricaceae.